Fonticula alba is the source of this 1069-nucleotide messenger RNA. RefSeq lists its product as hypothetical. The transcript has 2 exons. Lineage: Eukaryota; Rotosphaerida; Fonticulaceae. Bases 83 to 967 code for a protein of 294 amino acids. The record is from RefSeq and is a predicted model, not a curated record.
CGUCCAUCGGCCUCCCCGUCCUCGCCGUCCCCCUUCCCCCUUCCUCUUCUUCUUGCCCUUUUCCUCGCGUGCUUCUCGCCUCAUGUCCGCCAAUCCGGCCCCGGCGGACGCCGGCCCGCAGCGCCGGCGCAUCCCCAUCAUGGCCAAGUCCAAGACGUACCUCGAGCGCCAGGAGCUGCUCCAAAAGUACUCGCACCUCCCCGGCUUCGAGCCGAUGCCCAACGAGGGGAACCUGACCGAGAAGUCGGGUCUGAGCGAGGAGCGCCACAUGUUGGCCACCUCGGCCGCCGGGCAAAAGCUGACCGACGCGGAGCUUCGUGACUUGACGCCCGCCCAGCGGCAGCUCCUGCACAAGGAGUAUUCCGAGGCGGUGUUGGCCCGGUCGUCCAUCCUCCGGCCGAAGACCCUGAGCCGGCUGCACAGUGCCGCGGUUUUCGGCAGCGUGGGCAUCGGCGUGUACUUUGUCUUCCUGGCGGACUUCGGCCAGCGGGACCAUGCAUUUGUUGGCGUCCGCCGGUAUGUGGCCUCCACCGUGGCCACUCUCCUGUCGAAGCCCUUCACCCUGGGCGGGGUGGUGGGUCAUCCGCGCGGGGCUGACGGCCAGCCGGAUGGCGGACCGGCGGGCCAGCCCCGGCGGACCUCCAGCAACCGCCUCCCGAAGCAUCCCUUCGACCGGGCGGUCAUGAUCAACCAGGCGGUCAUCCUGUCCAACCAGGCCGCCGAUGCCGACCCGGAGCUGGCCAAGAACCGCGAAGUGUGCCAGUAUGUGUCGCGUCAGGUGCUGGCCGGUGCCGGGGGGCCUGCUCCUGUCCGUGACCAGGCCCCCAGCGUGGUGGCCUCCACCCUUGCCAACCUGCGUCCGGGCUCCACCGGCACCAGCGACACUGGCCUGUCCUUGCAGGACCUGUUGCAGAUGCACCAGGCCGCGGAAUCGGGCGCGGUCGCGGUCGCGGCGUCUGCGCAGUGAGAUCCAUUUUGCUUCCUCUUUUUUUCUAGAUAGGUGGGGUGGUGCGCGCAGCCGGCGCAGAGACCCUGCUCUGUUCAGCAUCAUAUACACACCGGCUUUUCC